Gryllus bimaculatus (two-spotted cricket) is the source of this 551-nucleotide messenger RNA. NCBI's taxonomy places the organism in Eukaryota, Metazoa, Arthropoda, Insecta, Orthoptera, Gryllidae. The record is from the annotation of a GenBank genome assembly.
GGGCCGUGCUGCUGGUGGUGGGCGGCUUGAGCAGCUCGUUGCUGGGGGCGCUGAGCAUCGUGUGGACGCCCUUCGACCUCUUCAUGCAGGAGAGAUUAAAGAUGCGACCGGGCCUCCCUGCGUAUGACUGGUGGGUGACUCCUCCGCCUGUAUUGACGAGUUUGUACAUCUUCAAUGUUACCAACAGCCAUCAGUUCCUGAGCGGAGAAGAUGACAUGCUGCAGCUCCAAGAGAUAGGUCCCGUUGUCUACCUGGAGCUCUUGAUUCACAAAAAUGUGACCUUUCAUCCCAACGGCACCUUGACGUACGUAGGGCACAGGGAACUUGUGUUCCAGCCGAACCUCACCAAAGUGGACAUCAAUGCAUCGCUGGUGGUGCCUAACCUGAGCGUCUUGAUCGGGCUGUCGGUGCUGCUGCGGCGGCUGCACUCGGAACCCUUCUCGCACAUUACCGUCUACGACUACCUGUGGAACUACAAGGACCCGCUGCUGCAGGUGGCGCGCAACCUGGCGCCCUUUCUCGUGCCCUUCAACAACAUCGGCGUCCUCCAA